Protopolystoma xenopodis is the source of this 503-nucleotide messenger RNA. Lineage: Eukaryota; Metazoa; Platyhelminthes; Monogenea; Polystomatidea; Polystomatidae. The record is from the annotation of a GenBank genome assembly.
AGCGAAAAUUGGAGAAACAAUCUUAUUUUGAAUACAUUUCACAUAAACGCGAAAUGUUCUUAUUAAAAUAUUCUAUCAAUGUUAAAAAAGCUGAAAUAAAACAACUAGAAGAAAUUGCGGCGGCAGAUGAACGCAAGAUAGAAAUUGCUGAACAGUGUCUGGAGCAAGACGCUGCUUUGUUUGAUGAAUUUUUGAAAGAAAAUGAUAGAAAUUCUGUGGAAGCCAUAGCAAAUGCUGAGCAUGAGGCUAGAAAACGUAUGACCUUGAAUGCAGAAGUGAAGCGGCUUAAUUUACAAUUAAUGCAACUUAGAGCGGAUAUCAGUAAAUAUGAGGAACAACUCAGAGACUAUCGAAUGUAUAGAGAAUUCCUAGAAAGAGUGAUACCUGAACCUCAUCGGUCUGAAAUUCUGGAACGCCAAAGAAUAAGAAGAGAUGAACGUAGACGAAUAAAGCUAGAGAUGAAUAAAUCGAUUGCUACUCUUCGUGCCCCAGCAGUACAGUAA